GGAAGUUGUGGAGACUGUGAAACUUUCCAACCUGCUCAGGUUUGACUUGGCACCAUGAUUGCUGGAGGCUUGACUGAUGCUCAGCCUGCUACUUCAGAUGUGCAAAAGCUGGUUGACCAGGUGAAACCUCAAAUAGAAGAGAAGGAAAACAAGAGUUACCCUGUUUUCAAUGCUAUAGAAUUUAAAACCCAGGUGGUUGCUGGAAUAAAUUACUUCAUUAAGGUUGAUGUUGGCGAGGCCGUGUAUAUGCACUUGAAUGUAUUCCAGUCCCUUCCUCAGCAGCAUGAGGGACCCUCUUUGAGUGGCUACCAGACUGAAAAGGCGGCAAGUGACCCACUGAACUACUUCUAAGGAGAUGCUUCUGCUGUCUUAUAAUGGACAGGACACAGAUUUGCAUUUUAAAGUCUGCCUAUGACUAAUAAUAAAACAUCUGGAUGU
Hemicordylus capensis (graceful crag lizard) is the source of this 438-nucleotide messenger RNA. RefSeq names its product cystatin-B-like. The coding region runs from base 55 to 351 and encodes 98 amino acids. The transcript is spliced from 4 exons. Gene Ontology annotation, molecular function: cysteine-type endopeptidase inhibitor activity. Lineage: Eukaryota; Metazoa; Chordata; Lepidosauria; Squamata; Cordylidae. Gene Ontology annotation, cellular component: cytosol. The record is from RefSeq and is a predicted model, not a curated record.